Messenger RNA from Oppiella nova, 192 nucleotides. The record is from the annotation of a GenBank genome assembly. NCBI's taxonomy places the organism in Eukaryota, Metazoa, Arthropoda, Arachnida, Sarcoptiformes, Oppiidae.
AUGAAUGUCAGGCAAAGGUUGGCCGUAUUCGGUGCCACCGAUUAUGUGAACGUAAGGCCGGCCUCUUUUAUAUCAGGUGAUGGAGUCAUACCCGGGCCGACCGUUCCAUCGUGUAGUCGAGGCCUGAGUGGACGAUAUCUUUCUCUGAAGCACCGGAUAUUCGUUUCUGAAAGGCUUCACUCGGGACUAUAG